Molecule: messenger RNA, 1650 nt
Organism: Penaeus indicus
Lineage: Eukaryota; Metazoa; Arthropoda; Malacostraca; Decapoda; Penaeidae
Exons: 6
Coding region: 75-1025 (316 amino acids)
Molecular function (GO): acyltransferase activity, transferring groups other than amino-acyl groups
Source: RefSeq, a predicted model, not a curated record
GGCACUCGACGCUCGGGCACCAACGCGGCUGCAGUUACUCUGGACACUGGCGAGGAUCCUCAGAGCAAAGAGCCAUGAGUUGGAACACAACCAAAGUAACUCAUGUGAUGCGUGAGGUGCCGCAUGAGGAACUGGCUGGCUUGAAGGAUCGAAUGUCUCGCUAUCUUCCUCAUUCAGCUUCUAUAUACGGAAUCGUAGGCACAAAACUACGCCAUCCUUUGGUCCAAGAAAUUUCCACAGAUGUUUACGUUCCAGAGAGCCACCCGGAUUCGUCUCUGGUAGUGGCUACGCCCUCCUGCUCCUCCGAUCUCCUGAAGAGUCUGACGGUGUUCUGGUGCUUAGAGGAGGAGGAGGACGACGAGGACGUGGCUCUCCUGCUGGCGUCUCUCCCGGCUUGUCUUUGGAAGCAGCCCUUGUUUUUCUACGCUUGUUCAGUUCCCGUGCUUCGUAAGCUGGAAUCUCUGUUGAAUUACGAGUGUCUGGCAGGAGGACAGACGGUUUGGCAUCGGAUGUCUGAAGGCAUGAUGUACAGUCUCAGUCGUGAAGAUCUGCAGGUGCAUCAGUUGCCCCCGGGUUUCACCAUGGGUCCCCUGAGGCCAGAAGACACGCCCACCGUCCGUUCGUGGUGGAAGUACAGCUGGUCAGAGUCCUAUGCCGUCCUUCUGGCUCACAUCAAUCACUUACCCUCCGUCGGCGUUUAUAAGGAUGGCGAGGACGGAGGCGCGAGCGAGGGAGACAGGAAGCUGGUUUCGUGGAUCCAACAGUACAAGAACGGCAACAUGGGAAACACGUUCACACUGCCGGAGUACCGAAGGCUGGGUCUAGCUCGCUGCGCCACCCUCGCUCUCUCUCGUAAGAACAUCGAGAGUGGCCGCCCCGCGUACCUGGUUAUUGAUGAGACAAACACAGACUCCAUCCUAUUCCACGAAAAAAUAGGAUUCAAGAAACAGUGCGGCGUAGGAUGGAAUGCUAGUCUUCCUCCUGGAGUGGCGCUUGAAGACGUUAUACGCGAACGGAAUGAUUGACGACUGUAUGCACGGCGAGAGGCUGUGGCAAAAGCGUGGCAAAAAGGAAGAGUUUCAUGAAUAUGUGAGGAGUUGCUUGCCUAGCCGAUUUCGAUGACGCAGGUGUUAUUAGGUUCAAAAGUGAUUUAGGGUCGAUAGAGACCUUUCCCUGACUGCUGCUGCAUCUACCUUGCGAUGAACACAGCCGGUACAGGGGCGAGAUUUUAUUUUGGAAAAAAAAUGUCACUUAAGUUCUUCUAUCCAAGGCAUUUAACAGUGCUGAAUAGAGAACUAGUUCUCCUCAUGCUGACAGAAACAACUAGGAAAAAGAUAUAGUCUUAUGCGAGUGGUUCAUUUUGCAUCUAUUCAACUAUUACUGUCCUAUUCAUGUGACUGAGAACAAAAAGGGCCAUUGUCAUAAAAAAAAUGAUGUUGAGAAAAACGCCUCUGAAAGUUUGCUCCGUUAAUUGAGAUUCAGAAAAUAAUAAUUCAUUAAACAGAGGUUAUCCUGUUGGUAAUCAAGGUGUGUUGCAUCAAUCUAAUUCUAUCAAAGACAUUUUUUUAUAUAACAAAAAUAACGAAUAUUUUUUCAUAACAGAAAACAUAUAUAAUAUAUAUUUUUUACUGUCGUGCCUUUAAAAUAAAC